Molecule: messenger RNA, 1782 nt
Organism: Lotus japonicus
Lineage: Eukaryota; Viridiplantae; Streptophyta; Magnoliopsida; Fabales; Fabaceae
Product: GTP 3',8-cyclase, mitochondrial
Exons: 7
Coding region: 200-1405 (401 amino acids)
Biological process (GO): Mo-molybdopterin cofactor biosynthetic process
Molecular function (GO): GTP 3',8'-cyclase activity; 4 iron, 4 sulfur cluster binding; metal ion binding
Source: RefSeq, a predicted model, not a curated record
GCAACACCUCAAAACAGAACUCUCAUCAUUUCACUCUCACUCUUUCUUAUCUCUCUCUCUUUCCUUCUUCAUAUAUAAAUGUUUGGAUUCUUUGGUUGUUAGACAAUAGACAUCAUCUUCAGUUGUCACAAAAACAAAAACUGUUCCUACUUCAACUCAUUCUUCACUCUUUCUCUACUGAUUCAUUGUUUCUGCGUCAAUGAUGUGGCGCUACUUCUCCAAAUUCAUUCAUUCUCCUAUUGGAUUCAACCCUUCAAACUCCUUACCGCAGGUGAAUUGUGAGAUGGGGUCUUACUUUGCUGCCAGAAAUUGUAAUCUUCAAGGUUUAUUGAAUGGAAGCUUGCAUGAGUAUUCCACAGGGACUUUUGCAGCAUCUAGUGCUUCAUUGUCUGAAGAUCAGCCAAAAGAUAGUUCUGUUUCUGAUAUGUUAGUGGAUUCAUUUGGAAGGCUUCACACUUACUUGAGAAUAUCUUUAACCGAGAGGUGCAAUUUAAGGUGUCAGUAUUGUAUGCCAGCAGAAGGUGUGGAACUCACUCCUACCCCUCAGAUUUUAACAAAGGCCGAGAUUCUGCGGUUGGCGGAUCUGUUUGUAAGCUCUGGUGUGAAUAAAAUACGUUUGACGGGUGGCGAGCCGACUGUCAGAAAGGAUAUUGAGGACAUAUGUUUGGAAUUGUCAAACUUGAAGGGACUUAAGACAUUGUCCAUGACUACAAAUGGUAUUGUUCUGGCAAGAAAACUUCCAAAGCUUAAAGAAUGUGGUCUUACUUCUUUGAACAUUAGUUUGGACACUCUGGUGCCAGCAAAGUUUGAGUUAAUGACGAGGCGCAAAGGGCAUGAAAAAGUAAUGGAUUCGAUUAAUGCUGCGAUAGAUCUUGGAUAUAAUCCGGUUAAGGUCAAUUGUGUUGUAAUGCGUGGAUUCAAUGAUGAUGAAAUCUGUGACUUUGUUGAGUUGACUCGUGAAAAGCCAAUUAAUAUUCGGUUUAUAGAGUUCAUGCCUUUUGAUGGAAAUGUUUGGAACGUCAAGAAGCUUGUACCCUACGCAGAAAUGUUGGAUACAGUGGUGAAACAGUUUCCAAGCUUAAAAAGACUGCAGGAUCACCCAACAGAGACUGCAAAGAAUUAUACAAUAGAUGGGCAUGCCGGUAGAGUUUCAUUUAUCACAUCAAUGACUGAGCAUUUUUGUGCUGGUUGCAAUAGAUUGCGACUACUAGCUGAUGGAAACUUUAAAGUCUGUUUAUUUGGUCCUUCAGAGGUUAGCUUAAGAGAUCCCUUGCGACAAGGUGCAGAGGAUCAUGAGCUUAGGGAGAUAAUCGGGGCAGCGGUGAAGAGGAAGAAACGUUCACAUGCUGGUAUGUUUGACAUAGCAAAGACAGCAAAUAGGCCUAUGAUACAUAUUGGUGGAUAAGGUAUUAUGUACUGUUAAAAAUUGCUUAUACACCAGGAGGCCAGAGCACCCCCAGUCAGAAGCAGUAUUGGUUGAGAUCUUCAUUGAUGAUCAAUCUCACUCCAUGUAACUUAUAGCUCAUGUUUUGCCAAAUGUUUGUGUCUACAUUUAGUAAAUAUCAAAGGGUCGAAUGACAAAGGUGUUUAUUGAGGGCUGUUAGUGAAUAAUGCAAAUUUUGAUUUUGGGAUCAGAUGUUAAUCCUAUCCAUUGGUUGUCUGUUACAUUGUGUACCAGCCAAGUGGGCCAAGCUUAACAUUUUACCAUGGCUAUUGUAUUUGUAUCUUUGAUGGCAAAACCUAUCCAAAUGGAAUUUUGAGAAGGAAGAAAGAAUUAUAUUC